This is a messenger RNA of Orycteropus afer afer, 1836 nucleotides long. RefSeq names its product zinc finger SWIM-type containing 9 (gene ZSWIM9). The record is from RefSeq and is a predicted model, not a curated record. Lineage: Eukaryota; Metazoa; Chordata; Mammalia; Tubulidentata; Orycteropodidae. Gene Ontology annotation, molecular function: zinc ion binding.
CGCUCCGGGGCGGGUAGGCGCCCCAGGAUGGAGCGGCCGGAGCCCCCACCCCGAACGGCGGCGGGGCAGGAGGAGCAGGAGCUGCGCGAGCGAGCCUUCUUCUCCUGGGCCGAAUUCAGCCGCUUCUUCGACGCGUGGUGCCAGCAGCGGCUGGCGCUGUUCUUCGUGAAGAGCUCCAUGCACCUGGCGCGUUGCCGCUGGGCCAGCGCGCCCCCGCUCUACACGCUCAUCGACGUGCUCAAGUACAGCUACGUGCGGCUCGUGUGCAAGGACGUGCGCGCGCCCAGCCGGCCCGCCGUGGGGCCCCCCCAGCCUGGCUGCCCGGCCUUCAUCAUCGUCAAGCUGAGCCCGUUGCGGGACCGCCUCGUGGUGACCGAGUGCCAGCUGACCCACUCGCACCCCGCCUGCCCGCUGGAGUUCGCCUACUACUUCCGCCCGGGCCACCUGCUGGCCAACGCCUGCCUGCCGGUGCGCACCACCAAUAAGAUCUCCAAGCAGUUCGUGGCCCCGGCCGACGUGCGCCAGCUGCUCUCGUACUGCAAGGGGCGCGACCACGGGGUCCUGGACGCCCUCCACGUGCUGGAGGGGCUCUUCCGAACCGACCCUGAGGCCAAGGUGAAGCUGGUGUUCGUGGAGGACCAGGCUGUGGUGGAGACCGUGUUCUUCCUGACGUCGCGCACCAGGGCGCUGCUGCGGCGCUUCCCGCGCAUGCUCCUGGUCGACCGGCUGCCGGCGCUGCAGGGCGCGCUCGAUCUGCUGGCUGUGCUGUGCGUGGACGGCUCGGGGCGCGCGCGCCAGGCCGCCUGCUGCGUAGCGCGCCCGGGCACGCCGAGCCUGCUGCGCUUUGCGCUCGCCUCGCUGCUGCAAAGUGCGCCUGACGUCAAGGACCGCGUGCGCUGCCUGACGGCGGGGCCGGAAGUGGCGGCACAGCUUCCGGCCGUGCGCCAGCUGCUUCCGGGCGCGCGCGUGCAGAUCUGCCGCGCGCAGGGCCUCGAGACGCUCUUCAGCAAGGCUCAGGAGCUGGGCGGCGCGGGCCGCGAGGACCCAGGCCUGUGGUCGCGCCUGUGCCGCCUGGCCGGCGCCGCCUCUCCGUCUGCCUACGCCGAGGCGCUGGCCGAGCUGCGCGCGCACGGCCCCGCCGCCUUUGUCGACUACUUCGAGCGCAGCUGGGCGCCGCGCCGCGACAUGUGGGUCCGCUUCCGCGCCUUCGAGGCGGCCCGCGACCUGGACGCAUGCGUUCCGCUGCAGCUGGGGGACACAAGGGCCCCAGAUGAAGGGGAAGCCCGGCCUGUGGACCCCAAGAGCCAAGCAGGACAGGGGGUGGAGUGGGGGGACGCAGGAGGGCGGCGUCCGGCGCUGGGGAAUGGAGUCGUGUGCAGCACGCCCGUGGGGGCCGUGUUUGAGGGGAACCCCGAAUGGGCAGUGGCAACAGGGGUGUACCUGGGGGAGGGCCUGCCCCGCGGAGGCGAAAGGGAAGGCCCACGGGAACCAAAGAAGAUACCAGGCUCGCCCGGCGAGGAGGCGGCGGACUGGGAGCCCCUGGCCAAGUUCCGCGCAGCCUGCGGGCCAGAGCUGGCCGACCUGGUGGCCGAAGAGCUGACCUUCGCCAGGCGCCACGGGACCCGCGGUUUCCACUGGACGGGAGCUGGCUUUGCCCUCAAGGACGGCACCUCGGACUUCUUCCUGGACGGGGCGCUGACGCGUUGCAGCUGCUCCAUCCACGCGGCGCGGCGUCUGCCCUGCCGCCACCUGUUCGCCGCGCGCCUCCUCACGGGGGCAGCCUUAUUCCACGUGGACCUGCUCCGGGACUGCUGGGGGAGAACCCCGGAGCCCUGA